This is a messenger RNA of Coregonus clupeaformis (lake whitefish), 1779 nucleotides long. Its product is annotated as spidroin-2-like. The coding region runs from base 1 to 1779 and encodes 592 amino acids. The transcript is spliced from 2 exons. The record is from RefSeq and is a predicted model, not a curated record. NCBI's taxonomy places the organism in Eukaryota, Metazoa, Chordata, Actinopteri, Salmoniformes, Salmonidae.
AUGCAGGCCCUGGCAGUGCAAGAUCUGGGCAGCGCAGGCCUGGCAGCAGCAGGCCUGGCAGCAGCAGGCCUUGGCAGCAGCAGGCCUGGCAGCGCAGGCCUGGCAGCGUAUGUCUGGCAGCGCAGGCCUGGCAGCAGCAGGCCUGGCAAGAGCGCAGGGCCUGGCAGCAGCAGGCCUGGCAGCAGCAGGGCCUCGAGCAGCAGCAGGCCCCGCAGUGCAGGCCUGGCAGCAGCAGGUCUGGCAGCAGCAGGCCUGGCAGCAGCAGGCCUAGGCAACAGUGCAGGCCUGGCAGCAGCAUGGCCUGGCAGCGCAGGCCUGGCAGCGCAGGCCUGGCAGCGACAGGCCUUGCAGCGCAGGCCUGGUAGGCAGGCCUGGGCGGCAGGCCUGGCAGCGCAGGCCUGGGCAGCGCAGGCCUGCCAGUGCAGGCCUGGCAGCGCAGGCCUGGCCCGCAGGUCUGAGCAGCCCGAGGCCGCGCAGCAUAAGCAGGCCUCAGCAGCAGGCCUGGCAGCAGCAGGCCUGGCAGCAGCAGGCCGGCAGCGCAGGCCUGGCAGCAGCAGGCCUGGCAGCAGCAGGCCCGGCAGCAGGCCUAGCAGCAGUGCAGGCCUAGCAGCAGCAGGCUGGCAGCAGCAGGCCCGGGCAGCAGCAGGCCUGCAGCAGGACCCGGGGCAGCAGCAGGCCUGGCAGCGCAGGCCUGGCAGCAGCAGGCUGGGCAGCGCAGGCUGGCGGCGCAGUGCAGGCCGGCAGCAGCAGGCCGGCGAGCAGCAGGCCAAGGCCAGCAGGCUCAGGUGGCAGCAGGGGCAGCGGCCCAGCCAGCAGCCGGCAGCAGGGCGGCGCGCAGGUGGACAGCAGGCUGCAGCAGGUGGCAGUGCAGCAGUGGCCUUGCAGCAGGGCUGGCAGUGCAGGCCUGGCAGAUGCAGGCCCGGCAGCGCAAGGCCUCAGUGCAGGUGGCAGCAGCAGUGCCUGCAGCAGUCAGGCCCAGCAACAGCAGGCCAUGAGCAGUUAGAGCUGGCAGCAGCAGGCCGUGGCAGGCCUGGCAGCGCAGGCCUGGCAGCAGCAGGCCUGGCAGCGCAGGCCCGGCAGCAGCAGGUCUGGCAGCGCAGAGCCUGGCAGAGCAGGCUGGCAGCGCAGGCCUGCAGCAGCAGGUCAGGUCCCGCAGCAGUGCAGGCCUGGCAGCAGCAGGCCUGGCAGCGCAGGCCUGGCAGCGCAGGCCUGGCAGCAGUGCUGUCAGGCCUGGCAGCAGCAGCCGGCCAGUGGCAGCAGCAGGCCCAGAGCAGCCUGGCAGCAGCGGCCUGGCAGUGCAGGCCUGGCAGUGCAGGGCCUGGCAGCAGCAGGACCCGCAGCGCAGGUCUGGUAGCGCAGGCUGGCAGCGCAGGGCCUGGCAGCAGCAGGAAUGGCAGCAGGCCCGGAGCGCAGGCUGGCAGCGUAAGGCCUGGCAGCGCAGGCCUGGCAGCAGCAGGCCUGGCAGCAGCAGGCCUGGCAGCAGUAUUCCAGUGCGGUGCAGGCCUGGCAGCAGCAAGGCCCGGCAGCAGUCAGGGCCCGAGCGGCAGCAGGCCUGGCAGCAGCAGGCCUGGCAGCAGCAGCCGGCAGUGCGUAGACCGGCAGCAGCAGGCCUGGCAGCGCAGGCCUGGCAGCAGCAGGCCCGCAGCGGCCAUGGGCAGUCCGGCGGCCCGGCAGUGCAGGCCUGGCGGGGCAGCAGGCCUGGCAGCAGCGGCUCCAGUGCAGGCUUGCCGAGAGGUCUGGGCAGAUGUGUCUCAGGCACUACAGGCAGGCAUCUGGUAA